AUGCUCCACUAUCAUCAGCUCGUAUCAACACCACAACACUCUCAACAACAGUAUCAAACCACUCGUCAACGAUUCCUCACCAUGUCCAAUGAGUUUGGUUGGCACAGCGUCAAUUGGUUUGAUUUCUUCAGCAAUCCAGAACAUGUUUUACCCAAAGGAUUACUUUCAUGUUCCGCUGCUCUUCCCAUCACACAAGAAGCUCAACAACAACCAUCGAUGCAUCAAGCCUUGAAUUCACAGAAUCAUACAUCAACAGCUAUGAGUAGUGAUCAUGCUUGUGGUUAUCAUGAUGAUAGUCAUGACCAUUCUCGCAGCACACUCUCUUCGAGAAGAAAAUCUCUUGGAAUCAAACGUAGAGAUUCAUGUUUGAAUUCAACUCAAGUGAUUUACAUUUCGGAUGAUGAACAUGUCGAAGAAAUAACCAAAGACAACAAUCAUAAUAGUUCACUGGUAUCAUCCUCCAUGACACAAAAUAGUUCAAAUCCUCCUAUCAAUCAAACCACCUCUACUUGUUUUCAUGAUAAUGAUGACGGUGAAGCAGAAUAUGAAUUCAAAGAAGAAGAAUCAGAGAAUGAAGAUCCUGAAAUUUAUGAAAUUGAAAAGAUUUUAAAGAAAAGAAUCCGUAAUGCAAAACCUGAAUAUUAUGUGAAAUGGGUUGGAUAUCCAACUUGUGAUAAUAGUUGGGUCAAAAAGAGUGAUAUUUUCGAUGAGGAAUGUAUUAAGGAAUUUGAAGAAUCACUGGCAAGUCAACAAGCCAUUGAUUUGUGUGAAGAUAGUGAUGAAGAAGAGAGUGCUGAUAGUAGCAGUGAUCAUGCUGAUAGUGGUAUUGAAUUUGAUGAAGAAGAUAGUGAUUGUUUAUCCAAUGAAGACGCUAAUGAUUUCUUAUUAAGUGAUGAUGAUGAUGAGAAUGAUGGCCACAUCUCCAUGACUGGAAAGAAAACCAAUAAGGCUCCAAAAUUAGAUGUUAUUGACCUUUCUGACAUGACUCCCAAAAAGAAAUUCAAUCGAUCCACGCCAAAAGCUCCAAUUCAUUCAAAAUACAUAACGGACUCGAAACAGUUUAAAAAAGUGAGAGGACAACUCCUUCAAAAAUAUUAUGAUGAAUUCAACUCGGUUUGUUUUAAAAACAAGCUUCCUGCACUUAAAUUAUCAGAAGGAAAAUCAAAAGAUCUCAAAGGAAAGCCUUAUUUAUUAUGGAAUCAUCAUUUAAGGAAAACUGCUGGUUACUGUAAAUUAUUUACGUUGAAAAAGACAAAGAAUGGUAAAACAACAACAACACAGUUAGAAAAAGUAGUGGCUAUUGAAAUAUCAACGAAAGUAUGCGACUGUGAGGAGCGAUUGGUUCACACGUUAGCGCACGAAAUGUGUCAUGCUGCAAGUUUUUUAUUUGAUGGUAUUACAGGUCAUGGAAAAACAUUUUAUUCGUAUGGAGAUUUAAUUAGGAAAUAUUAUCCUGACAUUCCAAUUACCACAUGUCAUUCUUAUUCCAUUGAUUACAAGUAUCAAUGGCAAUGUGUGGAUUGUGGUUCAAUGAUCAAUCGACAUUCAAAGUCUGUAGAUGUCUCAAAACAAUGUUGUGGAAUAUGUAAAGGUAGACUUCAAGAAGUUGGCAAGUCAACCAAAAACUCCAACAAUGCCUAUAAUAACUAUGUGAAAGAACAUUACAAAAGAUUUAAGGAGAGUCAUCCUCAUCUUAAGCAAGGAGAAAUUAUGAAACUUGUGGCUCAAGCCUAUCGAGAACAACAACAGAGAAUUUAA
Molecule: messenger RNA, 1758 nt
Organism: Naegleria lovaniensis
Lineage: Eukaryota; Heterolobosea; Eutetramitea; Acrasida; Naegleriidae
Exons: 2
Coding region: 1-1758 (585 amino acids)
Cellular component (GO): nucleus
Source: RefSeq, a predicted model, not a curated record